Molecule: messenger RNA, 3585 nt
Organism: Mizuhopecten yessoensis (Yesso scallop)
Lineage: Eukaryota; Metazoa; Mollusca; Bivalvia; Pectinida; Pectinidae
Product: solute carrier family 23 member 1-like
Exons: 12
Coding region: 76-2085 (669 amino acids)
Biological process (GO): transmembrane transport
Cellular component (GO): membrane
Molecular function (GO): transmembrane transporter activity
Source: RefSeq, a predicted model, not a curated record
CUCAGUCAUCAGUUUUUGACACAAUUUCGGGACGUGAACCGCUUAAAGCGUUGUCACUAAACAACACUCCACACUAUGGCGUCUGACGGCAGCGUCGUUCCUCUGUCUAUUAAGAAACGAAUUAUGCACACCGAAGGGAACUCCAAUGCUGCGUUCGAAAUUUCGGAAACUUCUCCGAAGCUGUAUCCAGAUAUCCAAAUAAAUAAUGGUGAAAAACGGAAGUUGUCUUUUGAGUCCAGCACCAAAUCUGGCGGAGAUGACGGUGAUGAUGACGUACUUCCUGCGAUCACAAUCACCAGUGUUGAUGACCUUUCGAAGAAUGUGGAAAAAGAUGGCGGGCUCAUCUAUAAAAUAACUGACCCCGUUCCUAUACACCUUAACAUUUUUUUCGCGUUACAGCAAGCUCUGUUGUCCCUGUCUACGUCACUGGCGGUGUCCUUGCUGGUGGCUCAGGUCGUGUGUGCCGAAGAUAAUGAGGACUUCAAGGCCAAACUUCUCAGUUCUACUCUAUUUAUGAACGGAAUCACAACACUCCUUAUGGUCACUCUGGGAAUAAGACUGCCACUGUACCAGGGGGCCACACCGGAUUAUGUUGCCCCACUACUGGCAAUGGCUGAAUUAGACAAAGACAGGUGUAACAACACACGGCUCAUUUCAGUAUUCAACAACAGCACAAACAUGACAGAAUUGGUGUUCCCUGAGGGCACUGAUGAAAUCAUUCUGCAGGCAGUUCAGGGGUUACAAGGCAGCUUAUUGGCUGCUGGUGCCAUACACCUUUUGAUAGGAGCCACCGGAUUGGUUGGAGUUUUGCUGAGAUUCAUCGGUCCUGUAACCAUUGUUCCGACGAUCCUUUUAAUUGGCAUUUACAUGGUGAAGUCGAUCACUAAAUUCGCACAGUUCCACUGGGGCAUUUCAUUAAUGACAUGCGCGAUCGCUAUUAUACUAUCGCUGUACCUCGGUAAGAGAGAGAUGCCGAUACCGGUGUACACAAGGAAAAAACAAUGUCAUGUCAUUCGAUACCCUCUACAUCAAGUCUUCGCUAUACUGAUAGCUCUAGCGGUCGGCUGGCUACUAUGUGGUAUACUGACGGCGGCCGGCGUGUUCAGCACAGACAGGGCCAGUAAGGACUAUUACUCUAGAACAGACGCAAGAACUGAUGUCAUAAGUAGAGCCAGCUGGUUCUAUUUCCCCUAUCCCGGUCAGUUCGGAAAAAUUGGCUUCAACAUAUCAGCAUUUGUUGGAUUUUUCGUGGCAACAAUUGUUUCCAUAUUGGAUUCAAUUGGCGACUACUACGCAUGCGCUGCAACCUGCAAUGUUCCACCGCCUCCUGCGCAAGGCGUUAACCGGGGUAUCGCCAUUGAGGGAUUUUGUUCUGCGCUUUCAGGAGCAGUUGGUUGCGGUCAUGCAACUACCACCUACGGGGGUAAUAUAGGAGCCAUUGGUUUGACAAGGGUUGGAAGUCGGUGGGUUUUCAUUACCGUCGCCCUCAUCUAUAUAGUAUUUGGUGUCAUUGGAAAAGUAUCCGCUGUGUUCAUCACAAUACCGUAUCCGGUGCUAGGUGGCGUCCUCAUCGUCAUGUUUGGUGUCUUUAAUGGCGUCGUCCUGUCAAAUCUGAAGUCUGUGGAUCUGUCGUCCACUCGGAACCUUGCUAUCAUCGGAACCUCUCUACUUGUUGGUCUGAUGAUCCCUCACUGGGUGGAGGAGUACGACAACGUCAUCGACACAGGUAAUAAAGAAGCAGACGAUAUUAUCACCAUGAUUCUAGGGAACCCUAACCUGGCAGGCGGUGUCCUGGCAUGUUUCCUUGACAACACAAUUCCAGGAACUAGAGAAGAGCGAGGCAUUGCGGCCUGGGAGACACCAGAUGAUACCAGCGCUUCCGCUACCACUGGGUCCGACUACUCAGAAGGAUACGAAGUGUAUAACCCUAUCUUCUAUGAUAGGUACAAGAAUUCCAAGAUACUACGGUUUCUGCCUUUCAUGCCGAAUCCUCUACAUCACGGGUCUAAAGAAAGGAGUUUAUCUCAUGACUUCGGCAGACGGCGUAGUCUGUCUGGCUCUGCCAUCUUGUCCUCCACACGCUGAUGAUCAGGAUACCGCGACUUCUGAUGACCACAAAGCAUUGUGGUUUCUCGUGCCUUGACUUCAAACGUUGAAAGAGCAAAGGUUGUUUGACGACGGAGUCCAAUGAACGUCAUCGUUCUGAACCACAGGCGUUUACAACAAAAUUUAAUCGAAAGACGUGAACUUAAUCUUGUCGUUCGCACUUCUACACGCUCAGGAAGGAGCACAAACACAAAGUCCCUAUCACUGUAUUUAAUACUGGCGUGAUUUAUUUGUAUACAGUGAAUAACUUGUGUGUUAGGAACAUCGGUUCCUGAUGUCACACAAAACACUCGAUGUCUAGUUACUAGUUUUUCCCCUUUAGUACGUUUAUUGUUUAGCGUAUCAAUGUAUCAUCCUGAACACCAAAAUUUGUAUUUGUAUUAACACGAUACAUGGGUUUAAUGAAUCCCUAUUUUACACGAUACAUGGGUUUAAUGAAUCCCUAUUUUACAUGAUACAUGGGUUUAAUGAAUCCCUAUUUUACACAAUGUUAAUUAAUCCUUAUUGUAUAUGAUUAUCUUUCAUCGAAAAAUAAUAGUUACCUAUAACUAAUCUCUAUUCUACCUGGCGCGUCUUUCAACCAAUUAGGGUACCUACUCCAUAAUCUAUGCUCCUCUCAACCAACCUGUUUUCUACAAAAUAUGUCCCUUUCUUUUAAAUUCUACUUCAUUAAUGUCUUUAAAAUAAUAUAAUCGGCAAUGUGUUUUUACAUUAUCCAUUUUGAAAGAUGUUCCUUUUAAACUAAAAUCUAUUCUGCCUGCAGGUUUGUGCCUUUCCACUUAUCUCCGUUCCUUAUGGUGUCUAAGAUGUGUCUUACACUGUUCAUUGUUCCACGAUACACAUAUUUCCCUUCAAAAUAAUCAAUUUAAGAGACGUGGGUCUUUCAACUUUCAACUUGUCACCAUUCAACACAUUGGGUGUUUUUAAAAUAGCAUAUUCUACAUUAUGUGUUUUUACAUUAGUCUGUUUUAUAAGUUACCUACCUUUCAACAAAUACAUUCCUCUUUUCAAACUUCCACAUCGUCAUUCAGUUAAUCUCCGUUCUACAAGAUGUGUCCCUUUUCAACAGAUAACCAGUUUUAAUAUAUAUGUUGUCGCGUUAAUUCUGUUACUAACACUCAUUCUCUUGGUCGGUAUAUUUAUAUACCUGCCAUGAAGUAAGGGGGGAGUACUCCGACUCUCGUAACAUAACAGGAUACUUUCACUUAGAAUGCUCUGCUAUAUAUACUGUAAAAGCCCGUUGUCCACAUGUCCUAUAUGUUUAAACGUUUUCAAUUUCUUGCUGUUCUCGGAACAAGAGUGUUUUGCGUCAUGAUUUCAACAGCAGCAGUUGACUCUUGCACCUGAUGUCAGCUCCGCAACAUCGAACAAGAGUAAACCUUUGUAUUUAACGUCCUCCGUGCUACAGUUGAACGGACGGAUACAUAGAACCAAGUGCUAAUAGAAUAUAAAAAUCCAUAUAAAGUCUUAUAAUCAGCA